AUGGCAGCUCUCGAGGGCGAAAAUUCCGUGGAUGUCGAGGUCCAACCUGUGGCACACAUCAAAGUCCAAGUCGGCGGUCUCGCGGGGCUCGAGACCAUUUCCCUGUACCCAAAUUCGAUCCUCAAGUUCGGACAAGGCGAUCUACAGGGCUUGUCCCCGGAUCAUCUUGAGUUCUACGUGAUCAACUUCGACGAGCAGCUCCCGGCUCUCUGUUAUGUCCGCGACAGACAGUCGCAGAACGGAAUCCGAGUCAACGGCCACUUCCUGGGAGCACACGACACCAUCACCCCUGGUCACUGUCUGCAAGACGGUGACGUUGUUACUGUUCCCAUCUGCAAGAAAGGCGACAGAAAAGCCGGGGGCGGCCAUCCACAGUUGACUUUCUACUUCUGUCAAGAACUUCCCGAGAGACCGCCGUUCAGUUUAAAGCCUCUCCAGCGCAAAGAGGCGGCAUCGUUUGCAGAACGCUACCGUAUUACUGACCGGCCCAUAGGCGACGGAGCUCAUGCUAAGGUCUACCUGUCCGUGGAAACCGCCACUGCUAGACAGGCGGCUUGCCGAGUUGUGGACAUGGACGCCCUCCGGCAUAAACGUGAUGCCCAGAGCACGCUGAGACGGUUGCGGCAGGAAAUUGACACCCUCCGCCAGCUUCACCAUCCUAACAUCAUCUCCUAUGUCCACGCUGCCCAGUCCCCCCAUACCUUAUACUGCUUUACAGAGCUGGCUACAGGCGGGGACCUGUUCUCUUUCGUCCAGCGUCGAUUGCUUUAUGGCCCGGCCAUCCGUGAAGGAGACCUAAAGAUGAUCGUGCGGCAAAUUGUCGAUGGGGUCAGUUACCUGCACAAGGCUGGCGUCGUACACCGAGACUUGAAGCCCGAGAACGUCUUGUUUGCUAUUCGCCCGACUCCGGACUACCGCAUCGUCCUUAGUGACCUUGGCCAUUCCGGGCUACAACGCCAGAGACUCAAAUCGCUCGUGGGAACAGAGCAGUACAUUGCACCUGAGAUGGCCACCGACGGCUCGGAUGCUCAACAUGGGUUCCCCGUUGACAUGUGGGCGCUUGGAAUUCUGAUCUUGUUCAUCGUCGACAGCCAGGAACGCUGCCAAUUUCACGGACUCGUUCAGAAACAAGUCGACGAUCGAAUCGAUGGCCUUUGUAGUAAUUCUGGCAUGAAACUAACCGCAACUGCGCAGAGAUUUCUCAAAAAAUGCCUCAAGAUCAACCCUGACGAGAGGCUUACGGCAUCUCAGGCUGAGAACCAUGGAUGGUUCAGGGCUAAGGCGCACCUCGAGCGGUUGAAAAGGCUUCGAGAUCGAAUUGAAACGUCGUGGAGUUCUACACGUAAGGUGUUCUCGAUGGUAGAGACGAUCCCUGAUAUGAGCAACGUCGGCCAUUCUCCGAAGGCUUCAUUGAAGCAGGAAGUCUCUAGCAAGCUAAAGAAGACUACGGGAGAGCGACUUGAAUGCUCGAAGCGGCCCGCAACACCAUCGUCAGCGGGUCUCGGUGUAAGUUCGAGUGACCUAAAGAAGGCCAACCAGUCGAGAAUGAGAGCUCCCAGUGGUCAACGCAACCAAAUCACCCUCCUCUCGAAGUAUCUCGAUCACGAAGAACUAGAGAAACCCCGGUCAAGCUCACCAGCUGGCCAUGGGCUCUUCAGUUCUCUGCAGUUGCAGUCGAUUCCAGAGACCUUUGUGAUGCAUGGUCAUGGCCAGAAAUCAGAGGAAGGACCACCCUUGAAACGAACGAAGAAGGAGGAAAAAACCGACUUCCAAAACGACGUCAGAUCUAAGGUCCAGCCCGUUCAAUUCCAAAUGGGACGUGAAGACAACCGCGGCUGGGGGCAGUCCCGUUUACGUCCACGGUUCGGGGCUCAGAAAGGUGUCUCUUGUCUUGGACACUGA
This is a messenger RNA of Sodiomyces alkalinus F11, 1902 nucleotides long. Its product is annotated as kinase-like protein. Gene Ontology annotation, biological process: protein phosphorylation. The coding region runs from base 1 to 1902 and encodes 633 amino acids. The transcript is spliced from 5 exons. Gene Ontology annotation, molecular function: protein kinase activity; protein binding; ATP binding. Lineage: Eukaryota; Fungi; Ascomycota; Sordariomycetes; Glomerellales; Plectosphaerellaceae. The record is from RefSeq and is a predicted model, not a curated record.